Messenger RNA from Vanessa tameamea, 2859 nucleotides. It is a transcript of the gene rngo, whose product is annotated as protein DDI1 homolog 2. Lineage: Eukaryota; Metazoa; Arthropoda; Insecta; Lepidoptera; Nymphalidae. The transcript has 10 exons. Bases 10 to 1398 code for a protein of 462 amino acids. Gene Ontology annotation, biological process: proteolysis. Gene Ontology annotation, molecular function: aspartic-type endopeptidase activity; protein binding. The record is from RefSeq and is a predicted model, not a curated record.
UAUCUCACGAUGAAAGUUACGGUCAGCACUCUUAACGACGAAAUAUUCGUCCUCGACGUGUCUGAAGAUUUGGAAUUAGAAAAUUUUAAAGCAUUCUGUGAAAUCGAAUCAGGUUUCCCCGCAGCAGAUAUCACAUUAACUUUCAAUGGGAAACCUAUGAUACACGAUAAGAAAUCACUCAAGGAACUGGGAGUACAUGACGGCGAUGUAGUCGUUAUGCUCCACAUGGUGCACAGCAGGACAGCUUCGAACUUGAAAAUGAACGACGCUAGCCAAGCUCUGCCAAGUGGUUUGGCGAACCUUGACUUCAGCAACAUACAGGUGCCGCAAGGAGCAAGCACAUCUAUGGCGUCUAGAAAUUCUACAGUAGAAGAGGAUCCUCGCAUCAUAAGAGAAAUGUUCUUGGCUAAUCCAGAUCAGCUCGCUUUACUUAAGCAGAAUAAUCCAAGACUAGCGGACGCUCUGCUCAGUGGCAACUUGGAUACAUUUGCCUCUGUACUGCGGGAACAAAUAUCUGCUAGAACUGAAAGGCAACAACAAAGAAUAAGGAUGAUGAAUUCAGAUCCAUUUGACACUGAGGCACAGCGCAUGAUAGCAGAGGAGAUCAGGCAAAAGAAUAUCGAGGCCAACAUGGAGGCGGCCAUGGAGUACAACCCAGAGACAUUUGGAACCGUUGUAAUGCUUUACAUUAAUUGUCAUGUCAACGGUUUUCCAGUCAAAGCAUUCAUUGACUCCGGGGCGCAGACCACAAUCAUGUCAGCUGCAUGUGCCGAGAGGUGCAACAUCAUGAGGCUCGUAGACACAAGAUGGGCAGGUAUAGCUAAAGGAGUUGGAGUGCAGCGCAUCAUAGGUCGCAUUCACAUGGUACAGAUGCGCAUCGAAAAGGACUUCCUGACCACCUCCUUCUCAGUGCUGGAAGAACAACCCAUGGACAUGCUGUUGGGUCUCGACAUGCUGAAGAGGCAUCAGUGCAACAUAGAUCUGAAGAGAAACAUCCUUCACAUCGGAACAACAGGCACUGAGACACCAUUCCUCUCUGAGUCAGAUUUGCCCGAAUGUGCUCGGCUUUCGGGCAUCUCUGAAGAUGAUAUUGUAACACAGUCAGUGAGGGACGCCGAAGAGAAGCAAAUGAGGGAAGCUCUUGAGAAGUCUAAACAAGAGGCCGGCAAUCAAGCCCCGCGGCCCGCCAGUUCCGCCGGCACCGGACAGACGACCGGACAGAGAAUCGUGAACCCCAGCGUAACGAUCCUGCCCACGGACACGUUCGGCGAGACCGACGUCGAGGAGAUCGUCGCUCUGGGCUUCACCAGGGAACAGGCCGUCGUGGAGUUGCGGCGAUUCAACGGCGACAAGACGCAGGCCACGGUGGCUCUGUUCGCGAAAUCGCUCAAGUUUUAAUAAAUCUCCGCUCUCCGGAGUCCUGGAGCGGCACACCUCGCCGGACAGAAGCGGCGACCCGACUGAUGCAUCGCAGCCAGCGCCGAGCUGCUGCGAUUAACUCUAUAGGAAUCAUUAAAACUAAGCCCGCGACUAGAUCACUUAGAUAAUUGUGUUUGUAUGCUUACAAAUAUUACGUCUCAUACCUCUUCGAGUUGCUUAAAACGAUUCUGUACGAGUUCCUUUCUAAACGCUCGAGUGUCUCUUUCUGAUAAACAUAACCAGCCGACCAUAACUAAGCCAAUAAUAUUGACAUUUUUAAUAAUCUUAUACACUAAUAUUUUUAAAGGGUUUAUGUCGAUCGAUAUACACGUGAAGCUAAUCUGACGCAGGUGACAAGUUACACGAGGUGACCCAGUCCUCGAGGUCAGAGGAUUCACAACAUUACCUUUGAAUUUGAAUAUUCGGUUCGUAAACGCCACCACCUCGUCGUUGAAAAGAGUCGGUGACUGCGAUUAUUGCAUUUGUUAAGUAAAUAGUGACGAUAAAGGCCUAACGUUUCCAAAUAGAUUCUGCGAUUGUUUGAAUGUAAAGUCUUCUUGAACGUGCACUAUUAUUUAGUUUUGUAAGUGAACGGUCGCCAUUAGAGCCCGACUUUGAUUGACACUUCAGUUCUGUUCAACUAUCGUCGGACGAUUCGUAUGUUGUGAUCAGUUUUGCAAAACUAUCGACUGGCCUCCAGUUCAAUGUAGAUCAGAUUAUUGUGACGUUGCAUUUUUAUGACGUAUUUUGUAGAGCGACCAAAUAUUAACACGUUAAAGUAGAAGUCGCCGUCCGCAGAGGUGUGGCGCUCUCGUCUUGUAGUAAUAAUACCGUAAGCUAAGUGGGGGGCGCGGGGAGGUCGCCUCGCCGGGAGUUAUGAUACGAUGCAUAUCGACGUCCGCAUGCUGGGAUGUCAUUCACAGAGCACGGAUAAGCAAUACUUGUGAGACGGAUGUAUUGUGUGGACUUAGUUGUAAUUAUUUGCGGACUUUGUACUAAAUGUAAAAAUAAGUGCGGGAUCGUUUUUGGAUAAACAUUAUACAAUUGGGUUUAACAUAGGCUUUAUAUUUAUUUACAUAUAUUUGUGAACGUGAGAGCUGUACUCUGUGUUAGCUUUAACACUGUGUGCCUUCGCGAUAUAUUACCGUAGAAAUGUGCACAGGCUCGCGCCCAUAAGGUUAACAUUGAACAAUUGGACAUGCCACCACGCUGGUCUGCACCGAGUUGCAACGCACAGGGAGAGGCGCCUCUGGUCACCGCAUACCGCGAGUGACGUCGCUACGUCAGGCACCACAUCGUACUCUUAAGUAUUUUAUAUUAUUUUCAGUAAGAACUUAUAUUUACAAUAUAUUUAAAUUACAUUGUUCUAAAAUUAAGUAUUUCCUUUGUUAAAGUUUUGUAUUACACUGAAAACCGUAUAAAUAAAGUUAUUGCAUUGUA